Humulus lupulus (European hop) is the source of this 2322-nucleotide messenger RNA. RefSeq lists its product as uncharacterized. The record is from RefSeq and is a predicted model, not a curated record. Bases 552 to 2093 code for a protein of 513 amino acids. Lineage: Eukaryota; Viridiplantae; Streptophyta; Magnoliopsida; Rosales; Cannabaceae. Gene Ontology annotation, cellular component: plasma membrane. The transcript is spliced from 20 exons.
UUUCAUGUCCUUCAAUUUUCUCUAACUCCCAAAAUUCUUUCCUCUUUCGGUUUACAAUUUUUCAUGUGUAUCUUAUCUACCCUUUGACUUGCGUCCAUUUCCUUAUAAAAUACUCAAUUUGUUAUCAAAAAUCAAUUUUUUAUAUACCUGGUAAGGGCAUUGACUGACUUGCCCUGCCCAUAUCAUUUGAUAUUAGCUUUCAUUCUCUUUUGGCACUUGAGUUUGAGAGAGAGAAUCGGAUCUGUGACCACAUCACCGACCAGGCCUCCUCCUCCACCCUCUACGUAAACAUAAAAACAAACAAGCCAUUUCACAUUGUAUUUGUACCCUUUUUACUUUCACUCUUUUGCUUCCAAAUUCUCUGAAGGUUAAGGUGUUAUCGUAACAUUGGUAGCUUACAAAUAUUGGGUUGGUUAAAAAAUUGGGCUUUAAAGCGUGGCAAAGGAGAUGGAAUUGGGUUAAAAAUGCGACACUCAGUUGGUUAUGAUGGAAAACAUCAGUUAUUGUCCAAUCAGAGGUUGUCUUAAACAGAAGAUUCAACUUUUAAUGAUAUGUCUUCUAAUAAGGGUGUGUCGCAUUGGCUCAACAAUGAUAGUAUUCAGAAGCAUUCUUCUGAUGCUUUAGAUAGGCAUAAAUCUGAAGCACAAUUUGCUCCAAAGAAUUUAAAAGGAGAUGGAAGCUUUGUUCAUCUUCAAGACAGAGAAGCAAUGGAAAUGUAUUCACUAGUCAGUAAACAGGAAGAGGAGAUCCGAUUUCUUCGUGAACAAAUUGCUGUUGCCUCUGUGAAGGAACUGCGGUUGCUUAAUGAGAAGUAUGCAUUGGAAAGGAAAUUUGCGGACUUGCGUUUGGCAAUGGAUGAGAAACAAAAUGAAGCUGUAACUUCAGCCUUAAAUGAGCUGGCACGUAGAAAAGGUGAUCUUGAAGAUAAUUUAAAAUUGACCCAUGAACUGAAGGCUGCUGAAGAUGAAAGAUAUCUCCUCACGUCAUCCAUGCUUGGGUUAUUGGCUGAAUAUGGUAUUUGGCCUCGUGUUGUAAAUGCCUCUGCUAUAUCAAACAAUUUAAAGUACCUUCACGAUCAAUUGCAGUGGAAGAUCAGAACAUCUCUUGACAGAUUUAGUGAAAUAACAUCGAUGGUGGAAACUCGUGCUGAAGGUGGAUCUCAUAGCCAAGGUGGCACUGCUACUACCACAGUGAAUGACCAAGUUUCCAAUAGAUCCAUGAAUCAACAUGGUUCUUCCUAUAGUCAAUUUAUUGAAGGGCAGCACCUGGGACCAAAUGAGAGUUCACAAAGAUAUAUGACUGAUCCUCCAGACAUGAGGGAAGUGCCUGGCCGUUUCCCUUAUGAUUCAAUUAAUGAAGGUGUUGGUGUCAGUGAUGGAAAAAUGACUAACGGUGCUGUGUUUCCCUCUCCCCCAGCAAACGAUGAAAAUGUUUCUUCUGUUUCUAAAGGCCCUGGCAUAGAUAAUUUCCAGAUUAUUGGUGAGGCCAUACCAGGAGAAAAACUUCUUGGAUGUGGAUAUCCAGUACGAGGAACUUCUCUUUGCAUGUUUCAGUGGGUUCGCCAUCUUCAGGAUGGGACUAGACAUUACAUUGAAGGAGCUACAAAUCCAGAAUAUAUUGUCACAGCUGAUGAUGUUGAUAAAAUAAUUGCUGUUGAGUGCAUUCCUAUGGAUGACCAAGGCGGCCAGGGAGAUAUUGUCAGGCAGUUUGCUAAUGAUCAGAACAAAAUAAAAUGUGACCCACAGAUGCAAAUGGAGAUUGAUAACCAUAUGUUCAGAGGACAAGCCUCGUUUAGUGCUCUGUUGCUGGUGGAUUCUUCUGAGAACUGGGAGCGGACAACUUUGAUGUUGAGACGGUCCGGCUUCCAAGUUGUGAUAGAUAGUUCAGAAGCUGUUGUGAUUGAUGAGAAAUUCUCCAAGGAUCUAUCAAUCAAAGUUCCCUGUGGACUUUCAACACAGUUUGUUUUGAUGACCAGUAGUGGAUCUUCUCAUCCUUUCAGCACGUAUAGUGUUCGAAUGCGUGACACUCUUGUGUUAACCAUGAGGAUGUUCCAAGCCAAGGCACAUGAUGAUAAAAAGAAAGGAAGAGCAUAGCCCCCCCCAACAAAGCAUUUUUAAAGCCAAUAUUCAUUCUUAGUAGAAAGAACAAAAACCAUAAAUUAAAGAAUAAUUUAUCUCUUCAGUUUUGAUUUUAGUAAAAGUGUUGCUGUGUCUAUAGUUUUCUACUUUAUUGUAUAAUUUUGACCAUAAUUGGCAACAAAAUAGGCUUGUUGUAUACCAGAUUAGCAUGCAAUGAUAAAUUCCACUAUAUUUUUAUGUAUUA